AAAUGAUCGGAAUUGUGAUUCUCUAACUAGAAUUAUUUCACGACAAGGCUCCUUAAAUCGAAAGAAGAGCUCGAAAAGUCUGUCGGUUUCAUUAUUAACCACUUGUUGACAUACUUUAGUUUACUUUACGCAAAAAAAAUUGGCGUACAAAGUCUUCACAUUUGUAAUGUGUAAUAUAGUAACUACGACAUAGGCAUUAGUUGUCGACCUAACUUAGGUACAGCACACAUAAAAUAUAACCCAUUUUAUUACUAGCAUUCAUAUUUUCUCUUGUGUCGAGUGAUGUCGAGUUGAUGAAAGGAUAAGAAACGACUUUCCAGCUCUGGGAAUGGGACCGUCCGAGUGUACAUGAAUGCAGCAUUACUACAGCUAGUCCACAGCCUUUAGGAGCUAGCCGGUAAAGGUCUGUCCGGUUUAGAAACAACAAACCUACCGGGAAAAAAUAUAUAAUAAAGUAUUGUCAGUGACAUUAAACGGACCAGAGAAACUUUAAAGACGCCAAACAUCAAAUGUAUAAACUGUGUUGAAUGUUUAAAAGACCAUUUAACACCAGCGCGGACUGAGGUCCAUCGCUAACAGCUAACUGUCAUGUUAUAGAAGCUAACCUGGGCUAACAGCUUUAGCCUGUGAGCUAACAGCCUCAGCUCCGCUCACUGAAGGGGGUUAUAUGGCCGUGACGCCGAGGACGAGGUCCAGUCAGUUGGGAGAGCUGUAAAGGAUAGGAGUACCUAGGAUUCUGCACCUAUGUAGAUGGUACAGAAGGGGGAUCUCUUCGUCCCCCAUUAUGCUCCACAACAUUCAGAUUGAAGGAGAAACUUCACAGGGGCGAAAAUCUUGCGUCUUGAAACAGCGGUUUGAACAGGGCCAGUGACAUAAACAUUCUCGCCAUGGAACAGAGUGCGAGCAGCGCUGCAGACAGUGGACAGCGCCCGCAGCCUGGAUGCUCCAGGGGCCAUAUGGCAGCGUGGACCGGGACCGGCCCCUGAUCCGGCUCCAGUUCACGAGCUUCGCUGUGGGGACGGUCCUGCUCCCUCUGACCGGCCUAAUCGCCUGCCUCUUCAUCUCACUCGAGUACCACUUUGAGGACUCGACAUUCACACACUGUCGAGUAUCAAACUACCUCCCAUCCAUCAGCGCCGCUAUCAGCCUGGUGCCAGAGCGCUACAUAUGGCGCUGCUGCAUCGGCCUGCACUCAGCUCCACGCUACCUGGUGGCCAUCGCCUACUUCUGCUUUUACCGCCGACGCUUCGAGAGGCUGCCGGAGCUGCUGCUGAGCGGGUUGGUGCUCCUCUGCAGCCUGGCAGAAAACACCGGCCUUCUGCUGCUCACAUAUGUGUCGUCCACGGAAACUUACAGUGUUCAUAAAAACGCUUUCAUUGUGUUCAUCGGCAGCUCGCUGCUGCACAUGCUCAUUACCUGCAGACUGUGGCAGGUGAUCAGGAGACACUACGUGAACCCAGAGGAAGUGACAUCAUAUCGCUGGAAGCUGCGUCUCUUCCUCUUCAACAUCGGCUGUUGUGCGGCGGCUGCUUACUUCUUCAGACGACACAACAAGUUCUGUGAGGCAGGAGUCUACACCUUCUUCGCCCUCUGUGAGUACCUGGUCGUCUUCUCCAACAUGGCCUUCCACAUGACCGCCUUCUGGGACUUUGGGAGCAAAGAGGUGAUUGUGGCCACGCCCCCUGAAGACAAGAGAUACUGACCUGUGGACGUUUGAAAGACAGGUGACAUAAACGUACCAAUAGGACGCUGGGACAUUAUUCUAUAACAGUUAGUGACGUCAUGAAGGCGUCAUGGACAUUUUCUGAGAACUGAUGCCUUAAAUCCUUGCUGCAGGUGAGCUCAAACUGUCCAUCAUUCCGAACACACCUGUGUGCUUCAGACUGCUUCAAGUCAAAGUGAAUCAAAAAAUAGUUUUUAAAAUCUGCUGUAAUAACGUAACGUUAGAAACAACACCAGAACAAACACAUGAAGAAGACUCUGGAGAGUUUAAAGGAGAAUUCAGUCAAUUCAAACCUUGGCCUUAUUUAUUGUUUUUAUUAAGAUUAGAGUCUAAGUGACGUCACAUGGGAUUUGUAGUCCACUUCUCCAUGUUUCUCUAACUCUAAUAUGUGUCCCUAGUCCGUCUACAAACCCCCCCAAUGAUGAGAAAAGUC
Molecule: messenger RNA, 2156 nt
Organism: Labrus bergylta (ballan wrasse)
Lineage: Eukaryota; Metazoa; Chordata; Actinopteri; Labriformes; Labridae
Gene: pgap2
Product: post-GPI attachment to proteins 2
Biological process (GO): GPI anchor biosynthetic process
Cellular component (GO): Golgi membrane; endoplasmic reticulum membrane
Source: RefSeq, a predicted model, not a curated record